Trichosurus vulpecula (common brushtail) is the source of this 2175-nucleotide messenger RNA. It is a transcript of the gene DNAJC5B, whose product is annotated as DnaJ heat shock protein family (Hsp40) member C5 beta. The record is from RefSeq and is a predicted model, not a curated record. The coding region runs from base 227 to 850 and encodes 207 amino acids. Lineage: Eukaryota; Metazoa; Chordata; Mammalia; Diprotodontia; Phalangeridae. The transcript is spliced from 5 exons.
GGUGGUCUAUGCUAUGAUCUAAACAUGGGUAGGAGUUGAAGCCCAAUAGCUUCUGGGUCUCCCUGGGGCCUUCAUGAAAACCAAGAAUUGAACUCUGUGACAUCACAAUAUCCAGAGCAUGGCUCUCUCUCUACUCAUGAGAAGAGUGGGGGUUAGUAGGAGUUUCAGCUAUUGGUAGACUACAGGUGUGACUCUACCAGAGGAAGUUCGAAGGCACUAGCGAGCCAUGCCAUCCGACAGGUCUGGGCAAUACGCAAGUCAGAUGGCUGAACAAAGACAGCGGGCUAUGUCGACAUCUGGAGAAGCUUUAUAUGAAAUUCUUGGUCUACAGAAGGGGGCAUCACAAGAAGAAAUUAAGAAAAGCUACAGAAAAUUGGCUCUGAAACACCAUCCGGACAAGAAUCCAGAUAAUCCUGAGGCUGCUGAGAAAUUUAAAGAGAUCAACAAUGCGCACACUAUAUUGACAGAUUUGACCAAGAGAAAUAUUUAUGAUAAGUAUGGGUCGCUUGGACUCUACGUGGCAGAACAGUUUGGAGAGGAAAAUGUUAACACUUACUUCAUGCUGUCCAGCUGGUGGGCAAAGACCCUGUUUGUAAUCUUUGGCAUCUUGACGGGCUGCUACUUUUGCUGCUGCCUCUGCUGCUGUUGUAACUGCUGCUGCGGACACUGUCGGCCCAAGUCCCCAAGGGGAGCAGAAGGAGAAGUCUAUGUGUCCCCGGAGGACCUGGAGGAGCAGAUCAGGAGUGACAUGGAAAAAGAGGCAGACUUCCCCAUCACCCUCCAGCCGACCUGCGCAAAUGAGAAAACCCAACUAAUCAAAGAAACCCGCAGCUAUACCACAGACUCAUAGAUGACCAGCACGCUCAGGUUCAUGGGUCCUUCUGGAAGCAGCAGCAAUGCGCCUGGCAAGUGGAGGGAUUCCUGAAGGAAAGAGCCUCAACGAUGUUGCAAAACCCCAGGAAUCCCUUUCCCAUCUAUGCUUUAUUUUGAGGUUAGGCACAGGUGGUUGCAAUGUAAUUUUCUGAGCAUGCAGACUCCCUUUGAGUAGACUUUCUAAUGAAACAGAUUCAAUUAGACAAAAAAAAAAGGCCUGAAGAGUGUACCUUGUGUUCCCCCUCAUCCCACACCCCUCUGCCCAGAGACUGUUGGGAACUGGCAGGUUUUAAGGACCAGUGUGCCCUUAUUGAACCAUAACCUCUGCCAACCCCAAGACUAAAACUGGUAAUCAGUGAUGGGAGCAUCUCUCUUUUCCUCUAAUAACUAAAGCAGUCACAAGAAAAACUAUUGUUGUUAAAAGAACACAUUUUAGGGGAGAAUUUAAGAAAAAUUUUAAGGAAAAAAGGGGCCAUUCUCACCUUGCAGCCAGAGGAAUUUGCCAACUCCCAGUGGCUUUGGGUUGCAAUGUGUUGAUGUCAUCAUUGUAGAUUGUUGUUGCGGGUGGGGCACCUGAUGCUUGUACCUCAGGUAGCUAGCAGGCUUUCACUGACCUUCCAGCAGCAGAAUAAUAUAAGGAUCAGGUUAAAGGGCACCUCACAAAGUUUCCUCUUAAAAUUUGAAAGGUCUAAAUCACCAUUUCAAAAAUUGGGAUUUGCAGAAUACAUAGCUGCUUCUUGAUUUCUUCCCUCUCUCCCUCCUUCACCCCCUCUACUUACUUUCCUAUAUUAGACCUUACGUUCAGUUGGGUCAGUUACUUUGAGCCAUGACUCAGAAUUUUCUGUAAAGUCAUUACCUACCACUGGCCACAUUGCAAGGGCUUUGCAGCCUUAGAUUAGCUGGACUAGAAACAAGAAAGACACAUGACAGAGAUACAUAGAGGCUUGAGGACACAGGCAGAGACAAGAGUACUCACUUUCAGGCCCUAAAUUUCAUAAACCUCUUUUUUUUUUGGUUUUGUUUUGGAACUGGUUUCAUUUUGAAGAAAGAAAAAAAAAAAGCUCAGCUAUACACAUUAGGGAAGGGAGUAUCUAUCUUAGGGAGUGAAGUUCUGUCCAUUUUCUGAUUCAAUUACUUCAUUCAUAUUUCAGCAGGAGAGGUGGGAGGGAAGUAAUGAGUAGGGGACAAAAACAGUCUCCAAAAUUGUGCAGGAGCAAAAAUGUAUUGUUUUAAAAGAGUUUAAUUUUUUUUUCUCUCCAAAAAAAUGUGUUCCUUUAAACAUUAAAUAUCUUUCUUGUUAUC